Messenger RNA from Suricata suricatta (meerkat), 3343 nucleotides. It is a transcript of the gene HDAC10, whose product is annotated as histone deacetylase 10. Gene Ontology annotation, biological process: chromatin organization. The coding region runs from base 1048 to 3057 and encodes 669 amino acids. Lineage: Eukaryota; Metazoa; Chordata; Mammalia; Carnivora; Herpestidae. The record is from RefSeq and is a predicted model, not a curated record. Gene Ontology annotation, cellular component: histone deacetylase complex. The transcript has 20 exons. Gene Ontology annotation, molecular function: histone deacetylase activity.
ACUCGGGCAGGUGCCUUGCCCCGGAUGGUGGGGACUCCAUGAGGUCGCGGGCCGCAACCUUCCCGCCGUAGGGUCCAUUCCUGCACUUCCGGGGCACCCGCGAACGGGAUUGGCUGCAUUCCCGCCCAGGGCCCCGCCUCCUACGUUCCCCAGGGCCCGUCCCCUUCAGAACGCCGCCUCGGUGAAGCCAGCCGACUCAGGACUGGAGCUCUGUUGCCAGGACCCCUCUGUUUCUGGCCCCUGGCUCCCACUUUCCUCUCUGACCGUCUGGCUCGGUUGCUGGCCUCAUUCAUGCGUGCAUGCCUGCAUCCAUUCAUUCCUCGCCCAGACUCUCUGUUCACCUUUCCCUCCAGACUGCCACCUGCCCUGCCUCGCCCCACGCUUCCGCAGCUCCCGUCCAGUUGCUCUGCCGCCCGUUGACCGACCCUCCGACUGGUCCGCUCUUCGGCUAGGGUCUUUCUGAAGCUUAAAUCGGACCCCGCCACUCCUUUUUUACACCUCGACGCCGCCCAGGCCCGGGCGCCACUUGCCCCUGCGGUCCCUCGGAUGUGCCCCAGGGCAGCGCAGCACGUGAUGGGCCGAGGACGCGUUUGACACCUUGGCCUGGGCGAUCAGGCUGGGUCGGGGGAGAUUUGGGGCUAUCCGCGGGGUCCUGGGCACCCUGGACCUCACCCGCCCCCUCCAUCUCUAGAGGGAGAGCGAGGCCCGCGACCCGGCUCCGGCUCCGGCUCCGGCUCCGGCUCCGGGCUGGAGGUGGGGGGGUGGGGCCGCAGCCGGAGCGCGGAGGAGGAGGGGCCCGGCAGCGCGACUUGGGGCCCCUAGCGGCCUGCCAGCCCAGCUCCCGACAGGCCGCGCGUCGGGGCGGGGUUUUGGGCGCUGGGUCGGAGUCUGAGGAAGCGAGAAAUCUGGCCCUGGGAGCCAACCUGUCGGCCUAUUCCGUGCCUGCAUUCUGCGUGUUCCUGCCCAGGCUCGGUGCCCACCGGCCCAGCUUCCCGGGGCUGCAAGGAGGGGACAGGCGUGCACUCACCUGCCCAGCCAGGGGUGGCCAUGAGGACUGCACUAGUGUACCACGAGGACAUGACAGUGGCUCGGCUGCUCUGGGAAGACCCUGAGUGUGAGAUCGAGCGUCCGGAGCGCCUGACCACAGCCCUGGAGCGCCUGCAGCAGGAGGGCCUGGAGCAGAGGUGUCUACGGUUGGCAGCCCGGGAGGCCUCCGAGGCAGAGCUGGGCCUGGUGCACAGCCCAGAGUAUGUGUCCCUGUUGCGAGGAACCCAGACCUUGGACACCAGGGAACUACAGGCACUGUCUGGACAAUAUGAUGCUGUCUACUUCCAUCCGAGCACCUUCCACUGUGCCCGGCUGGCCGUGGGGGCUGCACUGCAGCUGGUGGACGCCGUGCUGACGGGGGCUGUGUGCAACGGACUGGCCCUGGUGAGACCUCCUGGGCACCAUAGCCAGAGAACCGCUGCCAAUGGAUUCUGUGUGUUCAACAAUGUGGCCAUAGCAGCACAGUAUGCCAAGCAGAGACAUGGGCUGCACAGGAUCCUCAUCGUUGACUGGGACAUCCAUCAUGGUCAGGGCAUCCAGUAUAUCUUUGAGGAUGACCCCAGCGUCCUUUACUUUUCCUGGCACCGCUAUGAGCAUGGGCGCUUUUGGCCCUACCUUCGAGAAUCAGAUGCAGAUGCUGUUGGGCAGGGGCAGGGCCGUGGCUUCACUGUCAAUCUGCCCUGGAACCAGGUUGGGAUGGGAAAUGCUGACUACGUGGCCGCCUUCCUGCAUGUGCUGCUCCCCGUGGCCUUCGAGUUUGACCCUGAGCUGGUGCUCAUCUCAGCAGGAUUUGACUCCGCGAUUGGGGACCCCGAGGGGCAGAUGCGGGCCACACCGGAGUGCUUCGCCCACCUCACGCAGCUGCUGCAGGUGCUCGCUGGUGGCAGAGUCUGUGCUGUGCUGGAGGGUGGCUACCACCUGGAGUCGCUGUCCCAGUCCGUGUGCAUGGUGGUGAAGGCGCUGUUGGGUGACCCUGCCCUGCCCCUGUCGGGGCCCAUGGAGCCUCAUCGCAGUGCCCUGGAGUCCAUCCAGAGGGUCCGGGCUGCCCAGGCCCCUCACUGGAAGAGCCUCCAGCAGCAAGGGUCGGCCCCCAUGAGUCCCAGCGCCUGCUCCCCAGGGGGAAGAGCCUCACCCGAAUUGCCUGGGGGACCCAAAUCCAAGGUAGCAGAGGCCCAGGCCUCAGCCGCACUGAGUUCCCUCCUGGACCAGCUGCACCUCCACCCCACACCGCCCGUCCGCACGGCUGUCGCCCUGACUGCGCCGGACGCCUUCCUGGUCCUACCCCCUGAAGUCCUCCGUCAGGAGGGGUCAGCCCCAUGGGAGGAGAUACAGGCCUGGGCCAGGGCACACAAGGCCCUGGUCCAGGAUGAGGCUCUCACUGCACUUGGGAAGGUCCUGCACCUCUUGAGUGGGAUCUUGGAUGGGCAGGUGAGCGGUGGCAUUGCAGCAACCCCAGCGCCCGCUGCCACCCUGGAUGUGGCCAUUCGGGAAGGCUUGUCCCAUGGAGCUCGGAGGCUGCUCUGUGUGGCUGUGGGACAGCUGGAUCGACCCGCAGACCUUGCCCAUGACGGGAGGAAUCUGUGGCUGAACGUCGGAGGCAAGGAGGCGUCUGCCCUGUCCACGUUAGAGGUCUCCGUGCCGCUGCCAGGGACAACGGGUGGGUUCGUGACCUGCCUCCUGGCCCUCGUGCUGCCCCUGGCCUAUGGCUUCCAGCCUGACCUGGUGCUGGUGGCACUGGGGCCAGGCCACGGCCUCCAGGCCCCCCAAGCCACACUCCUGACUGCUCUGCUACGGGGGCCAGUGGGGGGCCGUGUCUUGGUCCUGGUGGAGCAGGAAUCCACAUCCCAGCUUGCAGGGGUCCUGGCCCAGGUGUUGCAGGGAGAGGCGCCCCCCAGCCUGGGUCCCUUCUCCAUGGCCUCCCCAGAGGACGUGCAGGCCCUGAUCUACUUGAGGGGACAGCUGGAAGUGGAGUGGAAGAUGCUGCAGGUGGCCGCUCCUCGAGUGCUGUGACCUGGUGGCCUGAAACCUGCCAGGGUGGGAGCGUUUGUACUCCAGAGGUGACUCCGCAGACUAGUCCCCCCAGGAGCCAGCUCUGAACGUUCACAUGUGCACCACUGCUGGAGGCCUCUGUCCAGACGGCCAGGCUACAGAGCUGUCCAGGGCACUGGCUCAGGGCAUGAUGUCCGUGGCAGUGACCCGGAGCCCCCCUCCAGCAGUCCGCCUCUGCACAGACGGCUCCGUUUGUACUUCCUGCGUGCCGGUUAACCUUAACAAAUAAAAGUUAUUUUGCCAGCAA